AUGGACACAAGUCCGAAACAACGGCGCCAAAUAAAUCCUCGAUUUAAAGCCAAUAUAUUUUCCGUCUUAACUUUUGGAUGGACGUUAGAAACAUUCAUGUUGGGAUAUAGUCGAGACAUUAAAGAAUCUGAUUUGUACGCUCCUCUGCCUGAGCAUAGAUCUGAUAUUUUAGGCGAUACACUUCAAAAAGCAUGGAAACAGGAGGUAGACCGAUGUAGUCAAAGGGACGACAAUAGCAAACCUAGAUUAAUGGUAGUUUUAAUUAAGGUCUUUGGUGCUGAACUUAUGUUAUAUGGAUUGAUAUUAGCUGCGAUGGAAUUUAUUAUAAGAUUGCAGCAACCGUUGUUUCUCGGCCUAUUGUUGAGAUACUACAGUCCCGCACAAGACCUUUACAAUACAACAGCCGAUUCAGCGUAUUUGUCACGUCUGUACUCGUACUAUGAUAUGAGCAGUGGGGUGUCAUGGGGAGAAGCGGUAUUCUUUGCUUUCGGCGUUGUAUUCUGUAGUAUGAUGAACGUGAUGGUGCAGCAUCCCUUUAUGAUGGGUGUUAUGCACUUGGGUAUGAAAAUUCGAGUGGGAAUCUGCAGUCUCAUCUAUAGAAAGGCGCUAAAAGUGAGUCUUCAAGCAAUGUCAGAAACCCGGGGAGGUCUCGUUGUAAACCUUUUGGCGAACGAUGUUAAUAGAUUCGAUACUGGUCCCCUAUUCGUACAUUACCUUUGGAUCGGACCACUGGAGACGAUUUUUAUGACGAUUUAUCUUUAUCGGGAAAUGGGUAUAUCAGCUGUGUAUGGAGCCAUUGUCGUUUUUGCUGUGGUUCCUUUUCAAAUAUUUCUGGGUACUCGGACCGCAUUCUAUAGACGAAAUACUGCCAUGAAAUCCGAUGAGAGGGUGAGACUUAUGGAAGAAAUAGUUAUGGGUAUGGAGGUAAUAAAAAUGUACACUUGGGAACUUCCUUUUCGAAAAAUCAUAGACGCCGUAAGACGACGAGAAAUUUACUUCAUUAAAAUGACUUCAUACAUACGUGGUGUAAUCAUGUCUUUCAUAAUGUUCACGGCUCGGUUCAGUAUCUUUAUUACCGUCUUGCUCUACGUGACUUAUGUCAACAGAAUUACUGUGGAAAAUGUAUUUUUUCUUACGUGCUACUAUAAUAUCAUGAAACAAACGAUGACACUUUUCUUUCCGCAGGCUGUUGGGCAUGUUGCUGAAAUGAUGGUAGCUAUACAAAGGAUUAACGAUUAUCUUUUGAGCGAAGAGUGUCGCUUUCCACCAAAAAGUCAAGCAAACGAUGCAGCGCGGGUAGAGAGUAAGAAAACGAUCAAAAAACGUGUCACGAUAUCAAUUGAUCCUGUUAAACCAUUAAGAAAACGACCACAAAAGAAAACUGAACCAAGUACAUCAAAAUCAAAAGAAAAACUGAAAGGUAUAAAUACUCAUAAAGAAGAAAUUGUGAUCAAGUUCGAAGAAGCUAACAGUCGUUGGAUUAAAUCAUCUGACGUAGAUGAUGUCAUAAACCUUAAUUUGAGUAUGUAUUCUGGUUCACUGACAAUAAUAAUUGGAUCCGUUGGUGCGGGAAAAUCGACUUUGUUACACAUGAUACUAAACGAAUUACCUUGCUCUAGUGGUUUAGUGGAAGUAUCUGGGAGCGUAAGCUAUGCAAGUCAGAAUCCGUGGCUUUUCGUAGGAUCCGUUCGCCAAAAUAUCUUAUUUGGACAACCGUUUGUAAAAUCUCGUUACAUGGAAGUUUGUAAAGUGUGUGCAUUGGAAAGAGAUAUAUCAUUGUUCCCUCACGGUGACAAAACUAUUGUCGGUGAACGGGGAGUCUCACUAAGUGGUGGACAGAGAGCCAGGAUUAACUUAGCAAGAGCCAUUUAUAAAGAUGCUGAUAUUUACUUACUGGAUGACCCGCUGUCUGCCGUCGACACUCAAGUUGCUAGACAUAUUUUUGAAAAUUGUAUAAAAAGAUAUUUAGAAAGAAAAACUGUCGUGUUAGUGACCCAUCAAUUGCAAUUUAUUAAACAUGCUGAUCGUAUAGUAAUCAUGGACAAUGGUGGAGUUCUUGCAGAAGGAGAAUUUGAUGAUCUGAAUGAUCAAGAAUUGGAAAUUAUUCAAAUGAUGCAAGAUAAAGUUCGCGAAGUACGAGAAGACGAAAUGACUUCUUCUGAGCAAAGCACGGCUAGCUUUCUGAGUACUAAGCGUUCUCAUUGGUCUCAUUGGUCGUUCAUGUUUGAUUCUGCUGACCAGAAACCAGAAGUGGAAGAGCAGACCAUUGGUAGAGUACAUGGUUCAAUAUACAAAGAGUACUUUUUAGCGGAUGUCGCAUUUCCAUACUUCUUACUUGUUGCUUUUAUGUUUAUCUUGGCGCAAUUUUUCGCAAGUGCAAGCGAUUACUGGAUAAGUAAAUGGAGCAAUUCCGAAGAUCACUUAACGGGAGAUGCAACUAUGGAUAAUUUAUUAUGGUCGCAAUAUGGUCUAAGGCGUAAAGAUUUUGCAACAAUCUUUGGUAUAAUUACCAUAGCAACUGUUAUAGUUGCGCUAAUACGAGCUUUUUUAUUCUUUUCCCUGUGCAUGAAAUCUUCAAUUAAGCUACACGAUAAAAUGUUCGAAUGUAUUUCACUCUCUCCGAUGAGUUUCUUUCAUUCCAAUCCCUCAGGAAGAAUUUUGAAUCGUUUCAGUAAAGACAUGGGUGCCGUGGAUGAGCUUUUGCCCCAAGCUAUGCUUGAUUGUUUUCAAAUAUUACUAAACUUAGUUGGAGUAAUUUUCGUUAUACUGGUAACAGAGAUAACCCUCCUUAUACCGAUAGCUACUACGCUUAUAAUAUUUUACAUCUUUCGAUUGAUAUACGUACGUACAACGGGCGCAUUAAAAAGACUAGAAGGAAUAACCCGAAGUCCAGUCUUUAGCCACGUUAAUGCGACAGUUCUCGGUUUACCCACAAUUCGUUCAUUUGGAGCUGAGAUGCUACUGGCCCAAGAGUUUGAUCGCCAUCAAGACUUGCACAGUUCUGCCUGGUAUCUCUUUAUUACCUGCAGUCGCGCAUUCGGCUACUUUUUGGAUCUGAUUUGCCUGCUCUUUAUUAUCUGCGUCACAUUCAGUUGCUUAAUGAAAACCGAUAUAGAAGGAAGUAUCGUCGGCCUCAUUAUAACUCAAUCUAUAUCACUGACUGGAAUUUUUCAAUGGGGAAUGCGACAGUCUGCGGAAAUGGAAAACCAAAUGACAAGCGUAGAACGAGUUGUAGAAUACACCAGAUUACCUAAGGAAUCUACUUUGAUGGACAAAGUGCCGCCAGAAGGCUGGCCAAGUGAAGGUGCAAUUUACUUCAAUGAUCUCAGUCUGAAAUACAAUCCCCACGGACCGCCCGUAUUACACGGCCUGCAGUUUAACGUACUGCCUCAAGAAAAGAUAGGCAUCGUUGGAAGAACUGGGGCUGGCAAAUCCUCGAUAAUCCAAGCACUGUUUCGAUUAGCCUAUAUUGAAGGUAUAAUAACCAUAGAUGGAAUCGAUAUAUCGUCUAUUAAAUUAGAGUGUUUGAGGCAAAAAAUAUCUAUUAUACCACAGGAACCAGUAUUAUUUAGUGGAACUUUACGCAAAAAUCUGGAUCCUUUUAACGAAUAUUCAGACGAGGUAUUAAUAAGAGCUCUUUAUAAUGUGGAACUUAUACCAGAAGAUGAUGUCGAUGCUUUAUACAAGCAAGUAUCGGAUUGUGGUUCCAACUUCAGUGUGGGCGAACGGCAGCUAGUGUGCCUAGCGAGAGCUAUCGUGAACAACGAUAAGAUACUGUUACUUGAUGAAGCAACAGCCAAUGUGGAUGCACAAACUGACGCUCUCAUACAAACUGCUAUCAGAGAACAUUUCAAACUGUGUACUGUGCUCACUGUGGCACAUCGACUUAACACUGUAAUUGACUCGGACAAGAUUCUGGUGUUGGACGCAGGGCGUUUAGUGGAAUACGACCAUCCCCAUAUCCUUCUACAGAAUAGAAAGGGUUACUUUCGAAAGAUGGUCGCAGAGACUGGGCCAGCUAUGUCACAAAUUUUACAUAAAUUGGCGUCCGAGGUGAAUUAA
Messenger RNA from Zerene cesonia (dogface butterfly), 4062 nucleotides. Its product is annotated as probable multidrug resistance-associated protein lethal(2)03659. Gene Ontology annotation, molecular function: ABC-type transporter activity; ATP binding; ATP hydrolysis activity. Lineage: Eukaryota; Metazoa; Arthropoda; Insecta; Lepidoptera; Pieridae. Gene Ontology annotation, cellular component: membrane. Gene Ontology annotation, biological process: transmembrane transport. The coding region runs from base 1 to 4062 and encodes 1353 amino acids. The record is from RefSeq and is a predicted model, not a curated record. The transcript is spliced from 28 exons.